GUACAGUCGACGCCGCGACCGUCAGUCGAGCCAGUCGAGCUUCGUACGCUUACUACGGCGGUUCGUGGCAGGUCCAAUAGUCGAGUGAGCGUGUGCGGAGAAAUAAAGUCGCGGUGUCGCUCGAGACUUUUCGCUCUUCGUACAAACGUCAAACGUCACACAACGAGUCAAGUACCUGUGUCGUGGACGAACGCGCGGCGUCGACGACGGUGAGAAGUAAGUAAGGAAGAAACGAUAACACGAUGGCAAAUCUACGACAAACACCUCUAACGUGUAGCGGACACACGAGGCCCGUGGUUCAUCUCGCCUUUUCCGAUGUCACCGAGUCCGGAUAUUAUCUCAUUUCAGCGUGCAAAGAUGGUAAACCUAUGUUGCGACAAGGGGAUACUGGAGAUUGGAUUGGUACAUUUGAAGGACACAAAGGGGCAGUAUGGGGUGUAGCGUUAAAUCCACAAGCUACUCGAGCUGCAACCGGUGCAGCUGAUUUCAAUGCUAAAGUUUGGGAUGCGAUUAAGGGAGAAGAAAUUCAUUCUUUUCAGCACAAACAUAUAGUCAAAUCAGUCAACUUUAGUACAGACUCCAAUUAUCUAUGUACUGGCUCUAAUGAAAAGAUUGUGCGCAUUUAUGAUCUUAAUAAACCAGAAGCAACUCCACAAAUUUUUUCAGGUCACGCAAAUGGCAUUAGACAUGUCACGUUCUUUGAUAAUAACUCUGCCUUGAUUACUUGUGCGGAUGAUAAAACAUUGAGAGUGUGGGACAGAAAUAGUGGACAGGAGAUUAAGAGAUUAGAUUUUCCUGCGAUUCCAAAUUCCAUGGAGGUAUCCAAAGAUGGAAGCAUCAUUACUACAACUCACUCUAAUAUCGUUACUUUCUGGAAUAGUAAAGAAUUAACCAAGAUAAAAGAAUUUACGGUUCCAACUCAAGUCAAUAGUGCCAGCUUACAUCCAGAUUGUAGUAUGUUUGUUUGCGGUGGGGAAGACUUUAAAAUGUAUAAGUUUGACUACAGCACAGGAGCAGAACUAGAAUCAUUCAAAGGACAUUUUGGACCUGUACACUGCGUACGUUUUUCACCGGACGGUGAAUUAUACGCCAGCGGAUCCGAGGACGGUACUUUGAGAUUAUGGCAGACGAUAAUCGGCAAAACCUACGGACUGUGGCGUUGUAUAGAACAGACGCCUGUGAUACAAGAAAACGCCACCAUGGUGAUUAAUAAACAAGAAGUUCCUGCCAAUUAAAUUUAAACCUCUGAAGCAAGAAAAUUUCCGGAUGUUUAUCAAAAGUCCAAAAAAAAAAACCACAUUGGACCAAACUUAAUCGAAUGGAUGAACCUCUUGUGAAUGAAAGACGUUGAAUAUUUUUUUAUGGGCUAUUGUUUGCCGCAUAAAAUUCCCUGUAAAUAAUGUAUCCUCUUAGAAAGUAGUCGUUGGCCUUCACCGAGGUCUUGUUUUUUUUUUUAAAUGAGCAAGACUAAAAGUGAAAAACCAAGAUCCGUAAAGGUACAUGUGCGCACGAUCGCUAUUUAUAUUACAAAAAAAACGACGAAAAAAAAAAA
This is a messenger RNA of Nylanderia fulva, 1552 nucleotides long. It is a transcript of the gene wmd, whose product is annotated as serine-threonine kinase receptor-associated protein wmd. Gene Ontology annotation, molecular function: RNA binding; protein binding. The record is from RefSeq and is a predicted model, not a curated record. Gene Ontology annotation, cellular component: SMN complex. Lineage: Eukaryota; Metazoa; Arthropoda; Insecta; Hymenoptera; Formicidae. Gene Ontology annotation, biological process: spliceosomal snRNP assembly.